Molecule: messenger RNA, 6541 nt
Organism: Biomphalaria glabrata
Lineage: Eukaryota; Metazoa; Mollusca; Gastropoda; Planorbidae
Product: complement C3-like
Exons: 42
Coding region: 534-5579 (1681 amino acids)
Cellular component (GO): extracellular region
Molecular function (GO): endopeptidase inhibitor activity
Source: RefSeq, a predicted model, not a curated record
AUACUUUUUUUUUUGUUGUUGACGUGUCGAGUACUAGUCUCACAGAAGUCUUAUUACAACAUGUCUAGACGUAGAAGUCACUGAGGCCUGAGUUCAAGGCUUGCUUAUAAAACUCAGUUUUGUUUCUAUUUGACUGAGACAUCUUCUAAAUAGCAUUACCUCACUUUUGUUUUACGAUUGUGUGAUAACAAAGAAAGUCUCAGACUUCGUAUUGUGCAAGUCAACCUUAAACUUGGUGGUUCUUCUCGUGGCUCUCAAUAGAUCAAGAGGCCAUAACUCCAACAAAAAGUUUGACUCUUCUAAUCAGAGAUACUUAACGAGAUACAUUCCAAAGGAUAAAUUCUUAUUUUUUAACGGAUAACCAAGUGCUGAUUGCAUUAGUUCUAUUUUAAAUGUAAGUGUGAACUUAUAGCUGGUAAUAUCAAUUAGUAUUGCACAAGAGAGCUGAGUAUCAACUACACGUAUUUUAAGUUAUCUACACUAGACUAGAUCAAGAACAAGAUCAUUUAAUUAAGUUUACAAAUUGAAGAAAAAUGCCAUCUAUCAGAUUUACGAGAUCAACUUCAAGAUUUAUAUUUUGUACCCAUUUGUUGUUUUUACUUGUUUUUGUCAACAUGAUGAAAAACUGCUUCAGCACAAAAUAUCUGUUAACUGUUCCUAAAGAGCCAACUUAUGACACAGACCUAACAGUUACUAUAACAGCUUUAACUAAACCAGAAGUACCUGAAAAUAUUACUUUAGAGUUCAGAGGAUUGAAAGAUAAAAGCAAAGUUUUAAACAGCACACAGAUAAAUUUUAGCGAAGAUGAAACCAAAAAUUGGACAGUUGUUUUUCCUUGGGAACGUAUGCUAGGGCUGGAUGAGACUGGAGUCUUACUUAAAAUGAGAACUACAAAUGAGAUGGAGAAUGUAGUGGAAAAGGAUUUAUCUUUAAAGUUUCGUAAUACAUCAGGAUAUAUUUUUAUCCAGACAGAUAAACCCAUUUACACCCCAAGACAAACAGUGAAGUUCAGGAUAAUUGCUUUAGAUGAGUACCAAAGGCUUACAAAGUAUCCAAUCAAAGUUGACAUUAAAAACCCACAGGGUGUGAUUCUGGAAAGGAUGAGGUACUCUGCUGAAGAUGCCUUUAAGAGCCAAGAGUUUGAGUUGCCCAAAGACACUCCACCAGGAAUAUGGACUAUAUCAGCAAACUUGGAAGGACUGGGUCAGUUAUAUAGUCUAGCUCAUACUGUUGCCUUUGAGGUUAGAGAGUAUGUACUGCCAAGGUUUUCAGCGGUGUUUAAGAUUGAUACAGAUGUCAUAACCAUGGACACAACUUGGAUAAGGAUGAAUGUUACUGCCAAAUAUGUCUAUGGACAGCCUGUGGUGGGUAAAGUUGAAAUGCGUCUGGGAACAUGGGAUGAAAAUUCCUCUGUGACAUUGAUACCAAGUGCUUCUUAUCGGGGUGAGCUGAUCAAUGGGGUGUUCAAACGUGAUGUUAAAAGGUCAUCAUUGUUUCCGACCAAUGAGUCAUUUAAUGGAGUUAAAAGACUCUAUGUACAGGUCAAUGUAACAGAAACUGCUACCCAGGAGACAAUUACUAUUGAGGACACUUCUACCUUCGUCUCUCACCCUUAUUAUGAAGUUGACUUCACACCUUCUAAAACUUACUUUAAACCAGGAUUCCCCUACACUGUUCACGUUCAGGUCAAGGCCAGGAGUGGACGUCUUGCCUCCUGGGUGUUAUUAUAUCUGCACCCUAAGUUCUAUGACUCAGAAAAACACCUGUUGAGAGAAUCAAACAACCAUGUGAUUGUCCAGCCUCUAGACAUGUAUGGGAAACUGAGUAUGGAGGUACAAAUACCAUUGAACGCAGACAGAGUCAUUUUUAGUGCUAUAGUAAUGGAUUUUGCAAAAAUCAAAUUCAAUGAAUACAUUCUCAAUGUUUCAAAACUAGCUUCAGAUAUCAAUGAAUAUAUUGUAAUAUCUAUGCCCACACCUAUACAGAAAAUCCAGAGGGGAGAAGUCAUUUUAAAUUAUACUAAGCCCAGAAAUUUACUGGACAAGAUAACAGUGCUGGUUAUAGCCAAAGGCUAUGUUAUCUACACUCUGAAAAAUAUUACUAAAAACAAUAAUGGAAGCAGCACAAUAUAUCUGCCAACCAGUUUGCGUGGUGAUGCAUCUCCCAGCAUGAGAAUAGUUGCUUACUAUUGGACUAUGGGUGAAAUCAUCAUGGAUUCCUUGUUUAUAGAGGCGCCAGUAAAAUACUGUGUGGAAGAGCUGUAUGUGAACAAGGGAGGUUUAUUUAGCACAACUCCUCUGAAACCAAAAGAUAAGCUUAAUAUUGAUUUGAGAGGAGGCAGCAAUAUGAGAGUUGGUUUGGUGGCUGUGGACAAAGCAGUGUUGUUACUGAAUGAUAAGCAGACCCUGACCAGGAAGUUGCUUUUCAAUGAACUGGAGAAACAUGACCAGGGAACACAUAAAAAUAAUGGAACCUUUGAGGAAAUAUUAAAAAGUAAUGGUCUUCAGUACAUAUUUCUAGACACAGUUCAGGUAGAAUCAGAUGAUCCACCACCUAUAGGUACGGUUAAAGAAGAUGGGUUUGAUGAAACAGAUAGCUUCAUUGCAAUGCAGCAAGCUCUACCACCACAAACAGUGCGGAGUUAUUUCCCCGAGUCCUGGAUGUUUGAAGAACAUGUUUUGCCCAAAAGUGGAUUCUUACGCUUAAGUUGGCCACUUCCUGAUUCCAUCACUACCUGGUCAGUGCUAGUUGUUGGAGUCUCUGCCAACCGAGGUGUCUGUGUAUCAGAGCCUGUGGAUCAAAUUGCCAUGAAGAUGUUCUUUGCUGAUGUUCAUGUGCCUUACAAAGCUACCAGGUUGGAGGAGGUGAAGGUCAAGAUAGCUAUCUACAACUUUUAUAACUACACGCUGGCUGUUCAGGGAACUGUCACCAGCGAACCUGGCCUCUGCAUAUCCAGUAACUCCAGCCAAACUUUCAAUUCAGGAACAUCAUUGAAAACCUUGACAUUUUCCAUGAACAUUGCUGCUUUUCAGACAGCCAGUGAGAUUAUCAAGGUUAUUCCCCUUAAAGUUGGGGAGCUAGGUUUGUUAGUCCAUGUUAAGUCUCAGAAGGAUGAAGAUAUUGUUAAGAAGACCCUUCAUGUUGUGUCUGAAGGACUCAGAGUAUUUAAAACUAUUACCUUUGUACUGGAUCCUGAAGCCAAACAUGCAACAUUUCAAGGUCGCACUCAUUUCUCAACUAUCAGAAAUCACAUUGAUAAAAUCAAGAAGCAGCAGUUUACAACUAUAGAUUUGGCAUUGCCUAAAGAUGUCAUCAAAGGAACAGAAUUCUGUGGCAUUUCAGCUUUUGGUGAUUUAAUGGGUGAUAUCAUCACACAUGGUAUAGUCCGCUCCAAAAGUUUUGUUGACCAACCUUUAGUCAAUGCAGAAGAAGUCAUUGGUGAUCUUGGGCCAGCUGUCUUUGCUCUGCAGUAUGUCAAUGACACUAAGUUGCUGACUGAUGAGUUGAAAAACAAAGGGCAACGUUUCUUGUUACAGGGAAUAACUCGUCUGUUGAACUACAGAAAGGAAAAUGCUUUUAGUUUACAUACAGACUCUAGUCCAGCUACCUGGCUGACUGCCUCUGUCGUGAAGAUACUCUGCCAUAUUGAAAAAGCAAACCUGACCUUCAUUGACAAGGAGAAUCUGAUAGACAAUGCUAUUAACUGGAUCAUGAGGCAGCGCAGGGAAGAUGGCUCUUUGAAGGAAGCAGACCCAAGACUUAGCCAGGAAUCACUGCAGUACAAAAUCAUGUUGGCAGCUGAUGUGAUGAUCUCAUUGCUAGAAUGUAAUAAGGAUGAAGAGCAAGAGGCUGCUGAAUUGAUUAUGGGUCUGGUAACAUUUAUUGAAAACAACAUUGACAACAUUAACAACUCCUUAGCACUUGCCAAGGCUGCCUAUGCUAUGAAACUUUUUGAAAUAGACUCUGAGAGUACUGCACAAAUCAUCACCAAGUUAAAGGAGUUUAUGAAGAGAGACAAACUCAGUCGUCUUUAUUGGUCAGAUUCUGUUAUAGAUAAUCCACCUAGGCAACCUAUAUGGUACCAUCAAGGGGCCACAGCUGCUGCAAUUGAAGCUACAUCUUAUGCUCUCCUGGUGUUCCUGGACCAUAGUAUGAUCAAAGAAGAAGCCAUUGCAGACUGGCUGGUGGCACAGAGAAACCCAAGUGGAGCAUUCAUUGGUGCUAUGGAUAGCACUGUAGCCAUUCAAGCUCUCACCAAGUAUAGCCAGAAGAGAUAUGUCCUCUCUGGCAAUGCUGUCUUUCUUCGUGGUAACAUCACAUCUGACAUAACACGUAGCCGCAACCACCUGCAUUCUUUCAAGUUCACUGAGGAAAAUGCCACAAGCCCAGCAUCUGUCAAAAAUGUUCCAGUCGGACAAGUUCUAGAGGUAUUUACUGAAGGUCAAGGUCUGGGUCAGAUGCAUGUGAAUGUAGAAUACAACAUUCCCAUUGAGAAGAACCUUCAGUGCCACUACAAUGUGACUGUUGAGAUCAAGCCAAUACAAUAUAUGCCUUCUUCUGUUAAUACGAGUCCACUUUGCCAGUACUGUAAUAUUGGCUGCCCAGCGAACCUUAGAUCUCGUAAAGAAAUUAGUGACGUGUCUCCCAUCAUUAGGAUUGGUCGUGCCAGAAGUAACCUAAGCAAGAGUAGAGCUGUCAGAAGUAGCAGUCACAGCAAAAAGGUCUACUGUUUCCACGUAUGCUUGAGAUUCAUUCGUACUGAAGGCAAUGUCCCUAUCAAUAUCAAGAUGGACAUGUUGUCUGGAUUUAAACCAGUGGCUUCAGACUUGGAGCUGAUCAAGUCUGGACCCAAUGUUCUACAUGUUGAGUUUCAAGCAGGAACUGAAACACUGGUCAUACAGUUAAGCAAGGUGGACACUGAGAGUCCUUCUUGUUUUGGCUUUAGAGUUGUAGAUGAUGAAGAGGUUGAGAGGAAAGUCCCAGCAGCUUUGAUUAUCCAGCAAGUUGGUCAUCCAGUUCCAUCCUGUACUUUGGAAUAUCAUCUUCCUGACUCUCUAGAGAGUCUCAAAGUAUUCUGUGCUGACUUCUCACACAUCAACAGAGGAGAGUGCAGGUGUUACUCAGGUUUGUGCAGCAAAUGUCGACCAACACACGCCAAUGAACUUGAUCUUGAUAAAACUAAAAAACUUGUCUGCAAAAAAGAAAUAGCCUACCAGCUGCGUCUUGGAGAUGUACAAGACAAAAUUCACUGGAUGGAGAUAGAUGCUAGAGUUUUGUCUCUCAACAAGACUGGUAGCCACAAACUGGAAGCAGGGGACACAAUCAAAAUGAUGUCUCCAAGCUCCUGUUCAUGCUUGGUCAACAAUUACAGAGAUGAAGAUUUCUACAUGCUGUCUAAAGAUGUGGAGAGAUUGGUUGAUAGAAGGGGAGAGACAGUCUAUCGUUAUUUGUUGGAUGAAAAUGCUGAAUUCCUGCAUGUGGAGAAGCCAGGUGUUCCAUCAACAAGCAGUCUGGUCCCUCCUGUACCGUUUCCAUACUUGCAACAAGCACUCAGCAAGGAUAAUGUUUGCAGAGCAUAGGUACUGAAAAGUAUGUCGGCAGAGUUGUUUUUUUUAAAUUGGAAAAAAAGAUAAAGAUAAAAUCAAAAUAUGUUAUAUCACAGAAGUCAUAAAAAGCUUUUGUAUUAUAAUGGGGAUUUUCCUCUUUAAUUUGUUUUAAUUUGAACUUAAAUGUUGAAUUACUUUGAAUGAAAUUGUUUUUUUUAAUGAUCAGUUAUAGUUUAAACUUAAAAGCUGCAUUCCAGGGAAAAAAGUAUUUGACUUUAUUUGUUCAUAAUAAUCUAGUAAUGAAACUCAAAUUUAUCCACACAAAAAAAAAUUGAAAUUCAAAACAUUUGUUAUGGUUAACUAAAAAAUAAUAUUUCAUUAUUAAUGAAAUUUCUAUACAUAGUUAUUUCUACUAAUUCAUUGUUUUCUCUAGACAUGUGUAUUUAUUAAUAAUUGUAAGAUGUUUUUAAUGUAUUACAAGAUUAACCUUAUUUAGUUGAGUUUGUACUCUAAUUUUUUAAUUCUAUAUCUGUUGGAUGGCUGUUAAUUAAAAAAAAAGGUUGUCCCAGUUACAAGUGUCUAUACUUCAUAGAUUAUAGGGUCCAAAUUUUGAAUAUUGCUAUGACUUGUGUAAUACCUCUAUCUCUGUACUUGUGUUUUAACAGUUAAACUUUUCCACUAUUUUUUUUCUUUGGAUUUUAAAACUUGAUCUUCAAAUCAAUAUAUAGAUAGCAACAAAUUCAGUAAUGUAAAAGUGACUAAAUAUAGAUUGUACUGGAAGAUCCAUUUGAUGUAUGUGUGUGUAGAUACAUUUUAUAUUUGUAUGUACCAUUGCACCAGACAUAAAGCUGUGGAGAGUACUGUAAAUAUCCAUGAUGUUUCAAAUUAAUUAAUAAAGAGACUUGUGGUCACACUGACCUAUGUGUAAAUAAAGACAAAAUGUUUUGCUUUUAGCAUUUUUAAACAUUUUCAAAUAAAAUAUUUAUUAUAUUUGA